AUGAGCUCCUCGGUACAUAUCGACAACUUGCAAGCGGCGGCUAAGAGGUUUGGCGCUGAGCCACUCCUAGCUCUACCAAAUGGUACGACUCUCGAUUUAUCGAACGGUUACAUUCCACUACUUGCGCGAUACACUUUCGAAGACAAAACCGCCCAAGGCCUGCGAAAGGGCAAUGCCGGGGAGAAACCGGAAAAUCCGAUUCAUUUCUCCGUUCUGGAGCUAGUCCGCGACAACUCCAUCUUGCUCUUGACGGGACCCAGUGGAAGCGGGAAAACUACAUUUGCCAAGCAUCUCUGCUACGGCCUAGCUUCUUCUGGGUUCAAUAAAGCGCGACCACUGUCUCGAAACGACCUUGGUGAUAUCAAGGAAGAGUACUGGGGCACUGCCAGACUGUCUCCUUGCUAUUUUCCACUGACUGGCAUCGAGGCUCUGGAACGAUUGGCCGAAGUCACGAUUCCGAAACUUCUCAGCGCAUCUGACCCUCGACACGAGCAUCUUCUUAUCAUCCUCGAUGAUCUCCAGAACGCAGGGGCUGAGUCGAUCACUUUGCUGGCAAGGAUAUUCCCCCUCCUGCGGGAGCGAGCCUUCACCAAGCUGCUUUUGCUUGGCGAUGCAGACGUGCUUGACCACUGGAGUUUCCCAGCCGAAGUCGUCCGUCACGAUCUGCUUCCCUUGCUAGAGUGUCAAAGACGGGAGACAGCGCGUUUGCACCUGAAACUGGAAUCGUCGGCUCUCAUAACUACUGGCAUGGGUGAAGCUGCGUCGAACCCAGCAUUAUUCGCUCUUGCGAUCCAAGCCAACCACUCUGGGAACUGUGCCGAGGAGUUGCUAGAUGCGUGGCUUUCGUCCACCUACUCGCAGCCAGAUACUGCAGCAAUCCUAGCAGAAAGGGCACAUAAGCUGAUAACACACGGAUCACUGACUGACAGCCCAACCGAAAGAUCAUUGACCACGCGUCAGCCUAACCCUGCCUCACAAAGCCUGGCUGUGCGACGGCUGCUAGCUGCACGGCACCUAGCUGGUCUGGCACCGCGAAUUGCUGUCGAACUCUUCCGUGAUCAACCUCAAGCUUCAAACCAUAUCGUCGAGAACGGAGAUUUGUCGGCUGGCGAGCGCGAGAAAGCCGGUCGCCUCCUGUCACGAUAUGGCGACCCACGAGAUCUUACUGGUCUCGUACAAGUUCCCGCCGAAAGCUUCAUGAUGGGCUCCGAAAGCCAUCCCAAUUCGCAGCCUUUGUAUGAAAUCCCACUUAAGAGGUUUCGAAUCGGACUCUAUCCUGUCGUCAACAGAGACUAUGGUGCCUUCAUGAGGGAUACUGGUCGCGACUGGACUAGUCUUGAAGGCGAGGACCCGGAGAGAUCAAAUGCACCAGCGACCGAUCUUACAUGGCACGACGCGAGGGCUUACUGUCGAUGGCUUACAGAAAGGUGGAGAGAAGAGGAAAGGAUCGGCUCGAGUGAGUACGUGAGACUUCCGUCAGAGCCAGAGUGGGAGCGCGCGGCCAGGGGUGACCAGGAUGAGACGGGCACUGAAGGGCUAGUUUUCCCUUGGGGUACAAAUUGGCAGGAAGAUGCUGCCAAUGGCGACGAGACUGGCUUCAAUACGACCUGUGCUGUUGGUCUCUUCCCAAAGGGGCGCUCGCCGUACGGCUGCUACGAUAUGGCGGGGCAUGUAUGGGAGUGGUGCUCGACUCUCUGGAGCGAGGACAUGGCAACGCCAGCUUUCCAGUAUCCUUGGCAGGAUGAUGAGCGAGAGUUUCUAGAUGCCCCAGAUCAUAUCCGAAGAGUAUUGAGAGGCGGGUGCUUCUCAAGCCCAAAGUUGAAGGCAAAUUGUACGUAUCGGGGGUAG
This is a messenger RNA of Colletotrichum acutatum, 1848 nucleotides long. RefSeq names its product serine/threonine protein kinase. The transcript is spliced from 2 exons. Gene Ontology annotation, molecular function: ATP hydrolysis activity. The record is from RefSeq and is a predicted model, not a curated record. NCBI's taxonomy places the organism in Eukaryota, Fungi, Ascomycota, Sordariomycetes, Glomerellales, Glomerellaceae. Bases 1 to 1848 code for a protein of 615 amino acids.